UGUGCAAAUGCACCGUGGUCAUUUAAACCGUGCGCAAGAUAUCGUGUCCAAAAGCACCGUGUCCAAAUGCACCAUGUCCAUUUGAACCGUGUCCAAAUGAGUGCCUGCGGGAAGCGAAUUUAAAGCUGCAGCCAGACAAAUGCGAAUUUUUACGCAAAGAAGUAUUAUAAAUUAUCUAGGGCACGUGAUUUCGUAAAAGAAAAAAUAUCACCUGACCCAGCAAAACUGCAAGAAAUAAAAAAAUUUCCAGAGCCACAAAAAGUCAACGAUGUUCAAUCAUUCAUAGGCCUUGCCGGAUAUUAUAGAAAAUUCAUUAACGAAUUUUCCAGAAUCGCAAAACCGUUAACUAAAUUAACAAAGAAAACGGAAAAAUUCGCGUGGGCCGCCGAGCAACAAAUAGCAUUUGACACAAUAAAAGAAAAAUUAAUGACGGCACCAGUACUCCAAUAUCCAGAUUUUACGAAAGAAUUUAAUGUGACCAUCGACACUUCCGAUUAUGCAAUCGGAGCGGUAUUGUCACAGGGACUGAUAGACAACGACCCAUUGCUUACGCGAGCAGAAUAUUAAAUCGCCCAGAGCAAAAUUACAGUACCACUGAGAAAGAAUUACUCGCAAUAGUGUGAGUUGUAAAACAUUUUCGACCAUAUGUAUAUGGAAGUAAGUUCUAUAUUGUGACCAAUCAUAAACCUCUCAUAUGGUUAUUUAAUGUAAAUGAUCCCCGAUCAAGAUUGAUUCAAUAGCAAUUAAGACGAAGACGGCGAACACGUACGUUAGUACAUCUACUGAAGACGAAAAAGAAGAGGACAAUGAUUGCGAACCAGCACAUGCAGAAGAUAAGAAGAAAUUUUAUAUGAAUACCACGAUGCACCUACAAGAGGGCAUCAAAAAAUUGAAAGGACAAUAAAACGAAUACGAUUAAAAUAUAAUUGGUCUGGAUUAACAGCCGAUGUGGAGCGGUACAUAAGGAAAUGCAAGCUAUGCCAGAAAAAUAAACGUUCUCAAAGAAUAGAGGCACCUCUUGUCACAGAUACGCUUAGCUGACCCUUCGAGAAAUGUGCGUUCGACAUUGUAGGACCACUAACAUUAACAAAAAAUGAAAAUCGGUAUCUACUAACUACCUUUCAGGAUCAUCUCAUAAAAUUUAGUAAAGCGAUACCAACACCAAACCAGGAAGCAAAUACCGUGAGCAAAGAAUUUGUCACAAAAAUUUUCCUGGAAUACGGCACGCCGGAAUACGUACUAACAGAUCAAAGCACAAACUUUAUGAGCGAGAUAUUAAAAAAUACGUACAAAUUAUUGAAAAUAAAUAAAAUUUACACCAGAGUUCUGCAAACAAGCCCGAUCCGCGCAAGGCCUCAAAGUUUAAGACACAUUAGCCCGCGAAACCCAGCCCGUGCGCGGCCCGCACGAUAAAUAUUAUGUUACUCUAUACAUUUUUGUAGCACUAUUUCCUUAAUAUUUUUUGGAAUAAUUGCAUUUUGCAAAUGUUCUUGAUCGUUUUUAGCGACGCAGUUAUGACGUGAAAUAUGCGAUGACCCAGAUUUAUGCCCAUUGUAGCAAUAAACUUUACCACAAUUAUUGCACUGUACAAAAUCCAUCUGUUUAUCUUCAUUAUCAACAAUUAAACGAAAUUUUUUCCAUAUUCCACUUGAUAAUGAACUGCAUGGCGCGAUAGUUUUAUAUUCUCCGUUGGAAAUUUUAUCUUUGAUUUCAAUUUUUUGUUUUCUAGCGGAUCGUUGAUUUUCAGUAUUUUGUGUAUGUUCGUAGUAAAUAGCUGUUCGUAGUAAACAUCCGGUGGAACACGCGGUUACUUAUGAUUGAAUCAAUAAUAAAUCAGUACGACGAAAUUUAUAAUCUGUUUGAAGAGAAAAUGGAACUUGAGAGACUGCAGAUGAUUGAUAUUACAUUACUCGAACAACUUAAUGAAUUUCUCCAGCCAUUCAAAGAAGCAAGCAAGGAAAUGGAGGCUGAAGAUGUCCCAACACUACAUCUUGUUUUGCCAUGGGAAUUAAAAUUAUUGGAACAUCUAGAAACAAAAAUAGCCAAUGAAAAAAAUGAAAUAAAAGAUUUACGAUGCAGGGCAUUAGAUUUUACAAAAAAAAAAAAUUUAAUUCACAUGUAUCACAAAAUUGCAACGUUUCUGUGGCCUCCAUUUAGAUAUCUUGUAACGAUAUCUUGCCGUUCCUCCGCUGCCGCUAGAGCGGAGAUAAGGCCGUUACCCCCACCUCGCGCAGGUUCCCUCCGCUCUUCUCGUCUUUCCUCACCACCGAGUGGAGGGUAUAUAAGCCCUCCACCCGAGACCGGAGUCAGAGCUUCCCCGCAGUGGUGCAAGUUUUGGGCCGCGAGCACCUCGGGUGCUCCGCCGAGCACCGCCGAGCACCCGAGUCGGUCGCGUUCGUACCUCGAGACUCGGGCCGGCUCGGUCGCUCUCGCUACGCCUGCCGCUACUCGGUUAUUAAAAAGAGAGAGACGUCCGUCUCUCUUCCUCCAACGCUGCCACGAAAGCGUGCGUUCAGCGGCCAGCGAUUGACGCUUGACGAAAGGCGCCUAUGCUCCCCCCGUUUCCUCGCAUGUCCCCCGCUCAUCUAAAGCAUCGCGAUCAACAAGCAGAUCAAUUGAUAUCAAUCAUUGAUAGCAUUGAUCAUAUUAUUCAUUAUUAUUAAUUAUUAAAUUUUUUUCCAUUCAUGUAAUUUAUUGUCUUAUUUAAAUUAUAAUAAAUUAAUUAUAAUAAAACCAAUUAUAAAUGUACCUUAAGUAAUAAUAAACAUUUUUAAUAAAUUAUUAAAUACAACUAAAAAUAGAAAGAGCUGACGAGUUAGCAAAAGAUCUUUAUAUCCAAAUUCUUUAUUCUAUAUUAGUUAAUAGACAUUUCGUUAUUCAAUCAUUUUUAAUGUAUAGUUUCCCCAGAUGUCAAAUGAAACAUAAAUUAAUUAUCUUGUCGGUGGUAACGAUAACAUUAACUCUUAAUUACAUUGCAACUUUGUUAAAUAUUAAUACUCAGUUAAUCAACAAUUAUAAAUACAUACAUAAAUUCGUGAAAUAUGUAAAAUUAAUGUAACGUGAUCGUGUCAUU
Messenger RNA from Monomorium pharaonis (pharaoh ant), 3073 nucleotides. RefSeq lists its product as uncharacterized. Bases 1814 to 2530 code for a protein of 238 amino acids. Lineage: Eukaryota; Metazoa; Arthropoda; Insecta; Hymenoptera; Formicidae. The transcript has 3 exons. The record is from RefSeq and is a predicted model, not a curated record.